Molecule: messenger RNA, 1596 nt
Organism: Clonostachys rhizophaga
Lineage: Eukaryota; Fungi; Ascomycota; Sordariomycetes; Hypocreales; Bionectriaceae
Source: the annotation of a GenBank genome assembly
AUGUCUGUCCGGCGCUCUGGUCUGAGCUAUUCAGACCCAAUCAAACCCCUCCUCAGAGUUGUCGGAGGAAAACCUCGCGCGACGUAUCAUUCAAGAAUGACUGAGGACAUAGAUGACUCUGUGUCUCCUGACAGUACCCAUGGUAGCUGUCCGAGGCCAUUCAAGCACGGGGUUUCGGACCCGAUAUCGGACAGCGAGAGCUCAGGGACGCGCUCUCAUCUCAGGCCCCCACAGGAUUCAGAUUCGGAUGACACUGAUGAGGGGAGGAGAGAUCGGGCUGCUAUUAGCCGAACUACAUUCGGCUCGUCAAAACCUGCACAGAGGAGCAAUACCAGCCCCAAGCGGGGACGGCAGUUUGCUUCUGGAGGAGCCACAGAGGAGACCCGGGAUCAAAGUCCAGCCAAGCGAAAGAAACUGGCUGACGAGAAUGGACGGGCGAGCACUGGUCAAAAGAGGAAAUCGAUGUCAAGUUCCCAACAGAGCAGAGCUUCUGAGCCUUCAUCCAGUGCCGGCAGCCACCUGAGUGAAUCCAACGGCUUCACUAGGAGGCAAAAUGUCACGGCUACAUAUGGUGCGAGCAAGAAAACCUCCGCGAAACGAACUUUCAAGUAUUCCGAUAUGUGGAAGCAAGCCAGUUCCCAAGCUAAAUCAACACCGUUAUCAACCACUUUCAAACACAUACCUGGCUCGGAUGACGAGUUUAGUUCCCCGAAAAAGGCAUCCAAAUUCAAAAUGCCAAAGGGGCUGGAGUCCUCCCCAGGUUCAAAAUCCCCCAUUGCUAAGUUCAAGUCGUUUGAUGAUGACCUGCGUAGCCCUUCUCCCGAAGCCAAGGCGAAAUUUGUCCUCCCAACCACACUGGAUCCAUUGGAUUCCGAGGAAAAGUCACCUCCACCAGUCUUCAAGUUUUUCCCAGGGACCCAGGUCGCAGACCUCGGAAAUCAUGAUGAGUCUAUAGCAACGCUGAUGGCUACCGACUCCGAGGAUGAAGCUAUCAACGCAGACGAUAAGCACAGUAAACCGACCGAAGAAAUGGCAGUCUGUCCCUGGUGUGGUGAUGCUGUGGAUGCCGCGUUUUACAGGGAGUUCACCAAAGGUGUAAGAAUGAACGUACAGAAACAAACCAGAUUUUGUCACAAACACAAGAAGAAAACGGCGCUCGACACAUGGCGGGCGAAAUCGUACCCAUCCAUCGAUUGGGACGAAAUACCGAGCCGAGUAGCUUCUCACCACGCCUUUUUGGCUGGCAUUGUGAACGGAGAGCCAUCUUACUACCGGACCAAGCUGGCAAAGAAGAUCGAAUCCGGGGCUUCCCGCGCCAUGAAAAAAGAAGAAAAUCUCAACCCGGGGUAUUAUGGCCCCAAGGGGUUCAAUAUUAUGUGUGACCUUCUUGUACAAAGGUUCACCGACCUACUCAAAGAGAGGGCUGUUCGCGACCCGGUCAUCUCUGGUCGUGGGUCGGCAGCGUUUAUUCAGUGUGUAUUAGUUGCUGAGCUGGCUGUUCAGCUCAUCAUGCGCGACAUGUCUGUGUCGGCCGAGGAGGCCAGGACCAUCAUGGAGGACAGCAAGGCGCUCGGCGAAAUGGUUCAGGACGAAUAG